AGUACAACACAAAAGUGAAAAGACAAGGAAAAAAAAUACAGAUAGAAAUCUCUCAACCAAACAUGGUCAAGUCAACCAUCGUCUCUUCCGUGCUCCUUCUUGUUUUCGCCGUGGUUUUGAAGCCGGCACUUGCGGCAGUCGAACCAGCGCCAGGAUACGACGUCUCCCUCGAGGCAUGCAUCAAGAAAAUGACUCAGCCGUGCGGGCUGGAGCUCUUCCACAACAUCUUCCACGACGGCCCCGACGUGAGUGAAUCUUGCUGUGGUAUCCUAGUGGAGAUGGGUGAUCCUUGCCACUCGGAGUUCGUCGACGUCGUCCUCAGCAACGACAAAUUCUAUGCUCGCACCGCUGACUAUCUGAAGAGAAGCCUAAAUGCAUGGAAGCGCUGUAAAUCGAUCGUCAAAGGGCACUGAUGCACCAGGUUCUUGGUAAUAUAGAUGGGUCGCUUGUUAUGUGAGGUUUUGGCAACGUAUGCUCAGAAAACAAAAAUGAUGUAUGUUCAA
This is a messenger RNA of Rhodamnia argentea, 503 nucleotides long. Its product is annotated as protein DOWN-REGULATED IN DIF1 11-like. Bases 63 to 413 code for a protein of 116 amino acids. Lineage: Eukaryota; Viridiplantae; Streptophyta; Magnoliopsida; Myrtales; Myrtaceae. The transcript has a single exon. The record is from RefSeq and is a predicted model, not a curated record.